CCCGCGGCCGAGCGCGGCAGGGUGCGGGAGCAGCGGGGCAGCGCCGGGCUGACAGCCGCCCCCUCCGCCAGGGCCGAGGGGAGGGGCGGCACUGCCCCCGCGCCGCCCGCCCCGGCCUGGGGAGGACCGUGUGAAAAUGAGGCCGGGGCUCUGGGGCCGGGCGGGGCCGGGCCGGGGGUGUCAGAGGCGGCGGGCAGGGCGCCCGCACACACCUCCCCGAGCCGCCGCCGCGCUCGCCGCCCGCGCUCCGCCGCCUCCGCCCGCAGCCGCCGCGCCGCGUAUGGGGGUCGCGGGCCGCGGUUGCCCCGGGGCGGCCCGGGCGCUGCUGCCUCUGCUCUUGCCGCUGCUGCUGACGGCGGCCGCCCCGCCCGGCCGCGGCCGCGGCCCGGGGCCGCCGGAGGAUGUGGACGAGUGUGCCCAUGGGCUAGAUGACUGCCACCCUAAUGCCCUGUGUCAGAACACACUCACCUCCUACAAGUGCUCCUGCAAGCCUGGCUACCAAGGGGAGGGCAGGCAAUGUGAGGACAUUGAUGAAUGUGAAAACGAGCUCAAUGGAGGCUGUGUCCAUGACUGUUUGAAUAUUCCAGGAAAUUACCGCUGUACUUGUUUUGAUGGCUUCAUGUUGGCUCAUGAUGGUCACAAUUGCCUUGAGGGUCUGAGCUGCAUGAAUAAGAAUCAUGGCUGUAGUCACAUCUGCAAGGAGGCCCCAAGGGGCAGCAUCGCCUGCGAGUGCCGGCCUGGUUUUGAGCUGGCCAAGAACCAGAGAGACUGCAUCUUGACCUGUAACCAUGGAAACGGCGGUUGCCAGCACUCCUGCGAGGACACAGCUGAAGGCCCAGAGUGCAGCUGCCAUCCACAGUAUAAGAUGCUCGCAGAUGGGAGGAGCUGCCUGGAGCGAGAGGACACUGCCCUGGAGGUGCCAGAGAGCAAUGCCACAUUAGUGGCGGAUGGGGAUAAACGGGUGAAACGGAGGCUGCUGAUGGAAACGUGUGCUGUCAACAAUGGAGGCUGCGAUCGCACCUGUAAGGAUACCUCGACAGGUGUUCAUUGCAGUUGUCCCGUUGGAUUCACUCUCCAGGUGGACGGGAAGACCUGUAAAGAUAUUGAUGAGUGCCAGACCCACAAUGGAGGCUGUGAUCAUUUCUGCAAAAACACCGUGGGCAGUUUUGACUGCAGCUGCAAAAAGGGAUUUAAAUUAUUAACCGAUGAGAAAUCCUGCCAAGAUGUGGAUGAAUGCUCUUUGGACAGGACCUGUGACCACAGCUGCGUCAACCACCCGGGCACAUUCGCAUGUGCUUGCAGCACAGGGUAUAUGCUCUAUGGCUUUACCCACUGUGGAGACACCAAUGAGUGCAGCGUCAACAAUGGAGGCUGUCAGCAGGUCUGUGUCAACACAGAGGGCAGCUAUGAAUGCCAGUGCCACCCUACAUACAAGCUCCACUGGAAUAAAAAAGACUGUGUGGAAGUGAAAGGGGUCCCGCUCACUACGCCCACUAGUGUAUCAUCUCACGUGUCCCUGCACUGCAGUAAGAGUGGUGGAGGAGAAAGGUGCUUCCUGAGAUGUCACUCUGGCAUUCGCCUCUCUUCAGGACUGCAAGAAGCCUACUCUGUCACCUGUGGCUCUUCCUCUCCUCUUGGGAGCAAACAGCAAAAAUCAAAUGACUCUGCUUUCGGGGAUGUCGCCACCAUCAGGACAAGUGUAACCUUUAAGCUAAAUGAAGGCAAGUGUAGUUUGAAAAAGGCUGAGCUGUUUCCCGAGGGUCUGCGAUCAGCACUACCAGAGAAGCACAGCUCAGUAAAAGAGAGCUUCCGCUACACAAACCUAACAUGCAGCUCCGGCAAGCAAGUCCUGGCAGCCCCUGGCCGACCAAGCGCCUCUAAGGAAAUGGUUAUCACUGUUGAGUUUGAACUUGAAACUAACCAAAAGGAGGUGACAGCUUCAUGCGAUCUGAGCUGCGUCGUGAAGCGAACAGAGAAGCGGCUCCGGAAAGCUGUCCGCACGCUCCGGAAGGCUACCCACCGGGAGCAGUUUCACCUCCAACUCUCAGGGAUGGACCUUGAAGUGGCUAAAAACUCUCCCAGAAUAUCUGAACACCGAGUGGAGUCCUGUGGACUGGGCCAGGGCCACGUAGGAGAUCAGUGUGUCAGUUGCAGGGCUGGGACAUAUUAUGAUGGAGUACAAGAACGCUGCCUUUUAUGUCCAAGUGGAACCUUCCAAAAUGAAGAAGGACAAAUCACAUGUGAACCGUGCCCCAGACCAGAAAAUCCCGGGUCUCUGAAGACCUCAGAAGCUUGGAAUGUGUCUGAAUGUGGAGCUUUGUGCCAACCUGGUCAAUAUUCUGCAGAUGGCUUUGCACCCUGCCAGCUCUGUGCCCUGGGCACAUUCCAGCCUGAAGCCGGCCGUACUUCCUGCUUCCCCUGUGGAGGAGGCCUCCCCACCAAAUACCUGGGAGCCACUUCCUUUCAGGACUGUGAAACCAGAGUUCAAUGUUCUCCUGGACAUUUCUACAACACUACUACCCACCGCUGUAUUCGUUGUCCAGCAGGCACCUAUCAGCCUGAAUUUGGAAAAAAUAAUUGUGUUUCUUGCCCAGGAAAUACAACAACUGACUUUGAUGGCUCCACAAACAUAACCCAGUGUAAAAACAGAAGAUGUGGAGGGGAGCUGGGAGAUUUCACUGGGUACAUCGAAUCCCCAAACUACCCAGGCAAUUACCCUGCCAACACCGAGUGCACCUGGACCAUCAACCCGCCCCCCAAGCGUCGCAUCUUGAUUGUGGUCCCUGAGAUCUUCCUGCCCAUAGAGGACGACUGUGGAGACUACCUGGUGAUGCGGAAAACUUCUUCGACCAAUUCUGUGACCACAUAUGAAACCUGUCAGACUUACGAACGCCCCAUCGCCUUCACCUCCAGAUCAAAGAAGCUGUGGAUUCAAUUUAAGUCCAAUGAAGGGAACAGUGCCAGAGGGUUCCAGGUCCCGUACGUGACGUAUGAUGAGGACUACCAGGAGCUCAUCGAAGACAUAGUCCGAGACGGCAGGCUCUAUGCAUCUGAGAACCAUCAGGAGAUCCUUAAGGAUAAGAAACUGAUCAAGGCUCUGUUUGAUGUCCUGGCCCAUCCCCAGAACUAUUUCAAGUACACGGCCCAGGAGUCCCGGGAGAUGUUUCCUAGAUCCUUCAUCCGAUUGCUACGGUCCAAAGUGUCCAGGUUUUUGAGGCCUUACAGAUGAGUCUGCUCACGUGCCUUCAGUACAAUAUCUGCUGUGGGCUGGUAGGAUGCAGCUGUCGGCUUCGGCAGCCAGCACAGCUGGUGUUGCUGCCUCCAGUAGCAGUGACUUGCUGGAGUUCAAUUUUUAUAGAUAAUACAGAUAUUUUGGUAAAUGGAACUUGGUUUUUCUUUCCCAGCAUUGUGUGGACGGAGAGAGGGCUUGAGUCACACCACUUCUCAUUGCUGUGCUGUGAGAGAGGUCUUGGACACACCUGAGCUGGACUGCAGUCAGCUCAGGUGAGACUUGCCUGCUCCUCCUGAUUCUCACUCCUCAAGAGGGCUGUGGUGGGAAGGAGGCCGCAGAAGGGGCUGCCUUGCCUGAAACGUCAGCCUCCUCCAAACCAGCCCUCCCUUAGGGAGCCCUCUGCACCCAGAUGCAGGCUCUGCAGAGCAGGAAAGGAGAGAGGAAGGGAGGGAGAGCCCUCCAGAUGCCAGCUACUCACCUGAGACCUGGGAAGGCUCUGCUUCUCCACAGCCUGUAUGACCUAAGUUUGAUCCCAGGAGCUUGAGUUCUAAGGAGUGGUCAUC
Messenger RNA from Manis javanica (Malayan pangolin), 3795 nucleotides. Lineage: Eukaryota; Metazoa; Chordata; Mammalia; Pholidota; Manidae. The record is from RefSeq and is a predicted model, not a curated record.